Messenger RNA from Carcharodon carcharias (great white shark), 3982 nucleotides. It is a transcript of the gene slmapa, whose product is annotated as sarcolemma associated protein a. Gene Ontology annotation, cellular component: acrosomal membrane. Gene Ontology annotation, molecular function: protein binding. The record is from RefSeq and is a predicted model, not a curated record. Gene Ontology annotation, biological process: single fertilization; acrosome assembly. The transcript is spliced from 27 exons. The coding region runs from base 936 to 3674 and encodes 912 amino acids. NCBI's taxonomy places the organism in Eukaryota, Metazoa, Chordata, Chondrichthyes, Lamniformes, Lamnidae.
UUGCCUAUGCGGUGAAGCUAUGGCGGCCUCUGUGAGUGUUGGAGGACGUGUUACAGGCUUGGGUUCGGUGGAGAGCAAAAAUACAGGGGAAGAAUAGUUCCUAUUUUGUCCCGCACCAGUAACGGCUGCAGGUGCUGAGCGAGCCUGUCUGUUUCAGCAUCAGUUGUAUCUCAAAGACGUGUUUCUCCUUCUGCUGUGGAUCGGUUUGGCUCCUGCUCUCAGAUCGAAAGGAUUUGUUUUGAUUUCGGGUCAUAAGUUCACGACUUUGGACUCGGCGAUCAGGAUUCAGUCAGGCCUGAGGCCUAGCUGUUGGCUGUGCUUCUCGCUCUGACAGGAGGAGCUUUCGAGAAGAUAAAGUGCUGCUUCCAUUUCUUUUUUUCCGCAGUAACCGUCGAGGGCCGCCCCCCCGUUGCCCACUGGAGGACUUAUAGUGUGUGACUUACUCUUGUAAAGCCAGCUUUUAAAACGUGUCCGAGGGAGAGUGACUCAAAUUCGGUGAUAACCUUGUCCCGCUAACAGGAGCAUAAAAGCACGAAUACAUCGACCGUUUUAUCUGCAGUCUGCUGCGCUUGUCGUUGUGUCUUAGGCUAAUAAGUUUUUAACCUAAUUUUUGCCGUUGUUAAAGCUAGAUGACGGUAAAUAAACACCGACCUAAUGGACUAAUCUCAACCCACAGAUCUGCAAGCAAGGACAGGAGAUGCGUCGAAUAGUUUCUGAUGUAUUGAGAUGGGUGUGUUAACGGAUGAAAGAUGAAUAUCUCAUUUUGUACAGAAAUCUGUUGUGCAUAUUGUGUGUAAAUAUUCUCAUUUAUAUAUAAAGCCGGGUUGUUUUCCAUUUCUAAUAUAUUCUGAAACAACAUUGUCGCUCUGGAUCAGGAAGUGGCUCAAGGCGAGUUUCCUCUCUUCACUUUGACUGAGGCUCGUCACCAGUCCCAUAUGCCUUCAGCACUAGCCAUCUUCACCUGUCGGCCAAACUCGCACCCUUUUCAGGAGCGCCAUGUCUACCUGGACGAACCUGUCAAAAUUGGUCGAUCCGUGGCACGCUGCAGACCGGCCCAGAAUAACGCCACCUUCGACUGCAAAGUGCUUUCCAGAAACCAUGCUCUCAUCUGGUUCGACCACAAAACAGGCAAGUUCUAUCUGCAGGACACUAAGAGUAGUAAUGGUACGUUUAUUAACAGUCAACGUUUAAGUCGAGGAUCAGAGGAAAGCCCGCCAUGUGAGCUCCUGUCGGGCGAUAUCAUUCAGUUUGGUGUUGAUGUGACCGAGAACACCAGGAAAGGUAAGGUUACUCAUGGGUGCAUAGUUUCUACAGUCAAGCUCUUUAUGCCAGAUGGUAUGGAAGGCCGUCGAAGAUCUGAUGUCAUCCAGGCUCCUCUACCACUUCCGGUUGAAAAGGUAGCUGCUAAUUCUCCCAGUAUGUACUCUCAGGAACUAUUCCAGCUCUCACAGUAUUUACAGGAGGCCUUACAUCGAGAACAGAUGCUGGAACAAAAAUUGGCCACCCUUCAGCGGUUACUAGCCAACACUCAAGAGGCAUCAGACAGCAGCUGGCAGGCUUUAAUAGAUGAAGAUAGGUUGCUAUCAAGGCUAGAAGUAAUGGGAAACCAGUUGCAAGCUUAUUCAAAGAACCAAAAUGAAGAUGGCAUAAGGAAAGAAUUGGUGGCAUUACAAGAAGACAAACACAGCUAUGAGACAACAGCCAAAGAGUCCUUGAGGCGGGUCCUUCAGGAGAAAAUAGAAGUAGUCCGGAAGCUCUCGGAGGUGGAGCGAAGUCUGAGUAACACAGAGGAUGAAUGCACCCAUUUAAAGGAAAUGAAUGAUAGAACACAGGAAGAACUGAGAGAACUGGCCAAUAAGUACAAUGGAGCUGUGAAUGAAAUAAAAGAAUUCACUGAUAAAUUAAAGCAGGCAGAAGGGAAACAGGAAGAGAUUCAUCAGAAAGCCCUAUCUGAGAAGAAGGAGUUACAGCACAGAAUAGAUGAAAUGGAAGAGAAGGAACAGUUACUUCAGGCUAGGAUUGAAGCCUUACAGGCUGACAAUGAUUUCACCAAUGAACGGCUAACUGCUUUACAAGUACGGUUAGAACAACUUCAGGAGAAAAAUAUCAAGGAUCACAACAGUAUAGGAAUCCAAGUUGAUGACUUGUUACCUAAAAUUAAUGGAAGCACAGAUAAAGAGCACUUUCUAUUAAAGAGUGGAGGGGACUGCUCUGAACUAUUCCAACAGUUCAUUGAGUGCAAGAACAAGUUUAAAGCCCCAUUGGACUCAACUCAGAACAGUAGGAUUUCAAAUGUGGAAGAUAUGUUUGAAUCUCAUCUAGAAAAUAAUCAAACUAUUGAAGAGGACUUAAAGAACGAUUCAGAAAGAUUUAAAGCCACUCUUAUAGCAGAAGACCAUCAUACCAAAGUCACAGAAGACACAAAGCUAUUGAAAGAAAAUCAACUGGAAGCAAAGGAAUCUGAUAUGUCUGAUACACUCAGCCCAAGUAAGGACCGGAGCAGCGAAGACACUACAGAUUACCAAAUGGAUGAACAGGAACUGAAUGAAUCUUUAACUAAAGUUUCAUUACUAAAAGACCUCUUGGCAGAGGCAAGGGCCUCCAGCAGAAAACAUGAAAGUGAGCUGGAUCACCUCAAGUAUGAGCUGCGACGUGCCCAUGCACAAACUGGAGAUUCAGAGCGUGAGAUACAGCAACUACACCAGGAGCUGAAAGAAGCACAGGAAUUGGCUAUAUCCAGCAAACAAAAAUGUUUCGAAGUGCAAGGACUACUGGAAGAGGAAAGGAAGACAGCUAAACAACAGGUUGAAGAAUCAACCAGACAGAUCCAAUCAUUGCAAGCUCAGCUCUACAAAUUACAAAAGGACAUUGAGAUCCUUAGAGAGGAGAAAGAGAAUGAAAUUAUUGAGACCCGUGAUCAGUUAGCAAGUACCCAUAAAGAGAUUGUGGCUUUACGACAGACAGCAGUAGAGGCAGCAACAGGUCGUGAAAGUGAUAUUGCCGUUCUCCAAGGGGAGUUGCACAAGGUGCAGACUGAGCUUGAGCAAUGGCGGCAAACUGCCUCGGAGUACGAAUCAGAAGUUUUCAACCUUCAAACCAAGCUCCAGCUUCAGACCCAGCAGCAAAAGGAUAAACAGAAAGGGGAAGCAGUCCAGCUACAAGGUAAACUGGAUGAAUUGCAAAAGCAGAGCAAUGGACUAAAGAAUGAUUGUGAUUCUCUUCGACAAGAGAAAGUUAUUCUGACAGAAAAACUGCAGUGGUUUGAGGAAGAACUCCAAUGUGCUCAACAGCAGAGUAUUAAGCUGACCAAAGAUGUCAGUGGACUGGAAGUUUCUCGCAAAGAGCUGGAAGUUGAGGUUGGAAUGUUGAAGGAGCAACGUUUACAGGAGACAAAUGGACUAAGAGUACAACUUGCAUCUGCUGAGAAUGAGACUCAGAAAUUUCAGGAACAGUAUGAAGCAAAUCAAACCAUGUACCUGGAGUUGAAGGAAAAGCUUGACAAAACUCAGAAAGAGAAUGAGUCAAUCACAGAAGAACUCGAAAACUGUAAAGAAAAUCUGAAGCUGCUGCAACAGAAGGGAAACAAUCCUUCCACUAUAUUGCAACCCAUCCCUGCUCUAGGCGUCGCCCUAAUUCUGGCUUUCCUGUACUGGUGGUCCGAUCACCUAUGGUAGAUGAAGGGUGGAUUGUUCAAGUGGAUGCCAGUGAUGGCCGUGCUGGUUGCUGUGACGGUGGUAGUGUUAUACCCAGCAUUGAAUAGGGCCUCGCCAUGAAACUGCGUGAUGUCUGUCAAACUGCAGAAUGUCCUUCCCAUUGACAUUGGCUUUCUUUUACCACAGGGACAAGCAGAUCUGUUUCCUUCCUUUUUACCUCUAACAAAAACACAACUGUUUCAGAGUACGACAGUAGGAUCUUUGCCUGAACUGUAUAAAAUGUAAUUGUAUAUAGAGGGAAUAAAAAAUUGUGACUGGAUUCUACUCUA